GCGCGCGCCUAUCCCCUCCACUCGUUGUUCGGGAUUCCUCCGCUCGCGGCAAAGAACCUCCGAGCAGAUAAGGCGCCCCCCGCCACCACCCCCGACCACCGCCACCGGCCAUGGUCGGCGUCGCCGCCGGCUUCGCGUUCGCGCCGGUCGUGUCCCGGCGGCUUCCCUACAGGCCGUGCUGCUCCACCGCCCACGCCUCGGUGCCCUCGUCCUCGGCGCGGUCGUCGCUGGCCGCGCGGCAGGGGCGGCUCGUCGCGGUCGCGCGCUACUCCGCGUACGGGAGCGACGAGGACGACGACGAGGACGGCGGGGGCGGGCGGAGGGACCGCGCCCCCGAGCAGGAGCAGGACCCCGCCCUCGACAUCGAGCGCAUCCAGUCCUCGACUGUAAGGCUGUUGGAUGCCCAGAAAAACAUGGUUGGUGUUAUAUCCGUAAGCGAGGCAGUUCGAAUUGCAGAUGAAAAUGAUCUUAUACUGGCAAUAUUGUCACUAGAUGGAGAUCCUCCAGUACUCCGACUCUUUGAAGAGAAAGAUUACAAAAAACACAAGUACGAACAACAGAAGAAGAAAAGAGUUCAGCAGAAAAGAUCCGUUGCAAAACGCAUGGGCUUGAAAGAGCUGAAAAUGGGGUACAACAUUGAUAUUCAUGAUUACAGUGUGAGACUUAGAGCUGCAAAGAAGUUUCUUAAAGCUGGUGACAAGGUUAAGAUAGUGGUGAACUUGAAAGGUCGGGAGAACUUGUACAAAAAACAAGCGAUUGAACUUCUCAGAAGAUUCCAAACUGAUGUUGGUGAGCUAGCGACAGAAGGAAGUAAGAAUUUUGCGGAGAGGAAUAUAUAUUUGAUUCUUGUACCCAAUAAACUAGCCAUACAGAAAGAACAAGAUGGGGUGAGCAAAAAGGAUGAUGUGGAAGGAGAGACGGACCAAUCAGACGAUGAAUUGGACGGGGACGAGACCGUGAUCGAACAACCGGAGGGAAGUAGUUUGGAUGGGGAUGAGCCCGUGAUAGAACUGGAGGAAAGUAAGGAACCCGAGACAGAAGAAGUCUCAGCAAAUGUUUGAUAUAGCUGUAAAGGCCAAGGGCGCCAUCUCUGAUUUUAGAAGGCACCUAUACAGUUCAUGUAAAUACAAGGAUGGUGCUCUUGUACUUGUACUCGCCGUCCUUGCCUGAUAAAACAAAUGAGCUAUCCACCACCAUCGUUGCCUGGGAAGUCAGACAGAACAAGGCCAUGCGACAUCAAGAAGCUACCAUCUGAACAUUUUUGUUCGGAGUCUUGAAUCAUCUCGCAUUGUACCAACGGAAUCCACUAAACGGCUUGGGAUCGUGCAGUAAGUGAGUCAGUAACAGUCAUGGUGAUUGUUAGGAAAGUUUGCUUGUUUUGCCCGCUGUGGCAUUGUUGUCUGCAAGGUUUUGUUUUGGCGCUGUCGUCUGCAAAUCUCAGUCAAUCGGUGCUGUGGAGAAGAUCAGUAGUCGUCGUAUCUUGUUUAUCAAAUGGUUGCUUUCGGAUUUUUGACCUUUGGCUGGAAGUACCUAGGAAGAGGGUGUUGUCUAUUAUUCAAUGUGUGUAGAGUAAUUUCUAUCCACUUCAAUUUUUUUAAGUAUAAAUACAUUUUUUGAA
Hordeum vulgare subsp. vulgare (domesticated barley) is the source of this 1618-nucleotide messenger RNA. RefSeq names its product translation initiation factor IF3-4, chloroplastic-like. Gene Ontology annotation, biological process: ribosome disassembly; translational initiation. The record is from RefSeq and is a predicted model, not a curated record. The transcript has 10 exons. The coding region runs from base 111 to 1061 and encodes 316 amino acids. Gene Ontology annotation, molecular function: ribosome binding; translation initiation factor activity. Lineage: Eukaryota; Viridiplantae; Streptophyta; Magnoliopsida; Poales; Poaceae.